Messenger RNA from Ceutorhynchus assimilis (cabbage seed weevil), 649 nucleotides. The record is from the annotation of a GenBank genome assembly. NCBI's taxonomy places the organism in Eukaryota, Metazoa, Arthropoda, Insecta, Coleoptera, Curculionidae.
UUUUCCAAAUUUCUCCACCCCACUUUUUGGUUCGUCUUGCCAGAGAUCGGACGUGUCACGUCUUCGGACUAAAAACAAAUUUUUCGAUAAAUUUCCUUAAAAAAAAUCAAGCCUAACGAUGGCCCCAAAACAGAGGAUGCGUAUCGCCAACGAAAAAGCCAGCAAAAUGGUCACCAUGAGGGGCAACGUACCCAAAUCUUCCAAACAAGAAAAGGAGAGUUCUCCAGUAGGCCCUUGGCUUUUGGCGCUCUUCAUCUUCGUUGUAUGUGGCUCAGCUGUUUUCCAAAUCAUCCAAUCAAUCCGUAUGGCGUAAACAUCAUCAAUAAAUUUAAACUUGUUUUUCGUUUUUAAUGUUCUUAUGAUUUAAUUGUCAAUUUAUUAAUGUAAAAACGUUUUGUGUGCAAUUUAAUUUUUGUUGUUUUUAUACAAUUUUUUUUUUUUUUUUUAAUCAUUUUGAAAUGUACAAUAAGGUGGAUGGUUAUUGGAAUUCCAAAUGCAUUUAUGCUGCACAAAGAGAUUAUUUUCUUGUGUAAGAAAAAAAAUUACAUCAUUCCACUGAAUUUUAGUAAUAAUUAUUGCAAGAAACUUGUUUAAGGGUUUUUAAAAGUUUAAUAUAUUAUUAUUUUCGAAAAUAAUGUGUUUAAUUCAU